CGGUCGAACGUGUGGUUGUCUGAUGCCAGUGACGUCGACGUCGGCGCUCGUGCAACACGUCUAUGAUGUUUCGAUGAAUUUUGUUGGACUCGUGGAUUAAUGAUAAUAAUUUAUUUAUUAUCAUUCAAACCUGGAACACAGUGACAAACGGUGACCUUACCUUGGAUUUGGAUUUUUUGGAGUAUUUGUGAAGUGACGUAAAAAUAUUUAAACAUAAACAGUGCAGUGAACCAAAGAAUUAUAAGUGACAUAGUUUUGGAUUUGGCCUGUUGAAAUUUUUUGGAGUGAUAGUUAUUCCUAAAAUUGGAAAACAAACAAACGGAACGGAUUUGCUUAAGGAGGCGUUUUGAAACGACAGGACGGCGAAUUCUGCUAAUACGGCUGGAUACGCGGGACACAACAUUAGCUAUCAGGGAGCUGUCGCUCCCGAUACUGGAAAACAUAAUUCUUACCAAGAAACAAUAGGAUACAGAGUAAACACGCAAAGCAGCUAUGGGUGCCACGGCGGUUCGGGCGCGAUGAGCGGCGGGGGCGAGAACGCGCAGUUCGGCGCCACCGCCGCGAUGGUUGCCGCGGCCACUACGGCUGCGAUGCAGGACUCACAGCCAUUCUCGCAGAUGCAAAGCAACAUGGCUAUGGGAAAUCCUCAAUAUAGUGCGAUGAAUGGUUACGGUCAGCAGCGUAGCCAUAAUCCCGCAAUGACAGGGAUGGGUAUGGGCAAUAAUGGAAGCAUGAACGGCAUGAAUGGAAUGAACGGGAUGAAUGGCAUGACAAGUAUGACUGGGAUGGGGCAAAUGGGCAAUGCUUCAAUGAACGGAAUAAAUCCUAUGGCCCAGAUGGCCAAUAUGGGAAUGCAUGCCAAUAUUAUGACCUCGCAAAUGGGACCCGGUCAAAUGGGCGGAUCAACGAAGAUGGGCCCUGGAUAUCAGAGGAGGCAUGCUCCAUACCCAACAGGCACUAUGCUGAUGGGCUCAAGAAAGAGUCAAUAUAUGGGAGGUCAACCCGGAUUCGGUCCUGGGCAGUACCCCUCUGGCUAUGGUGGUCGGCCUGGUUUUCAAGGACAAUACCCUCCCCAACAACCGUUAGGUCCAAGCGGAAACUUUGGACCGACUAUGCGAGGAAACAUGAGACAGUCAACGCCGCCUUAUUCUAACCAGGGACAGUAUUUUAAUGGCGGUGUCCCAAAUCAUUUUCCUCAACAUCAAACGAAUUCCGCACAAUAUGGCGGGCAAUACAGUGGUCAAUUUGCGCAAGAGGUGGCCAUGCGAACGAAUAGUUACCAGCACAGUCCUGUGCCUGGAAAUCCAACACCGCCUCUUACUCCAGCUAGCAGUAUGCCACCAUAUAUAAGUCCGAAUGCUGAUGUUAAACCUCAUUUUAAUGAGCUCAAGCCACCGAUUGGUAUGCAAAAUGAUGAGCUUCGAUUAACAUUCCCUGUAAGAGAUGGUAUUAUAUUACCACCAUUUAGGUUAGAACAUAAUUUGGCAGUUAGCAACCACGUUUUUCAAUUAAAACCUACAGUCCACUCAACGUUAAUAUGGAGAUCCGAUCUUGAACUUCAAUUAAAAUGUUUCCACCAUGAAGAUCGGCAGAUGAAUACUAAUUGGCCUGCAAGCGUCCAGGUUUCAGUAAAUGCUACUCCGUUGAUAAUAGACAGAGGAGAAAACAAAACGUCGCAUAAACCAUUGUACCUGAAAGAAGUGUGCCAGCCUGGCAGAAACACAAUACAGAUAACAGUUUCGGCAUGUUGCUGUUCACACUUAUUUGUGCUACAAUUAGUACAUCGACCCAGCGUAAGAAGUGUAUUACAAGGAUUGUUAAGGAAGCGAUUAUUAACAGCAGAUCAUUGCAUUGCCAAAAUUAAAAUGAACUUCAAUCAAACAUCUUCCAGUGGGAAUAAUAACACUAAUACUCCUAAUGAAAGAGAUAGUAUCGAACAAACGGCAUUAAAAGUUUCAUUGAAAUGUCCUAUUACUUUUAAGAAAAUAACAUUACCUGCUCGAGGUCAUGAAUGCAAACAUAUACAGUGCUUUGACUUGGAAUCUUACCUACAACUAAACUGUGAAAGAGGUUCUUGGAGAUGUCCAGUUUGCAAUAAACCAGCUCAAUUGGAAGGAUUAGAGGUAGAUCAAUAUAUGUGGGGCAUCCUAAAUACAUUAAAUAGCUCUGACGUAGACGAAGUAACUAUUGACAGUGGAGCAAAUUGGAAAGCAGCAAAAAUAUCAACAAACACGGGCAUAAAGCAAGAAGAUGAUAGCAAUGACAGCAGUGGGAAACGGGGGAAAGCGGUAUCACCUGGUUCAAUGAACAUGCCUACAAUGAACAAUUGGGAUAUGAAUCAAGCUAUGUCGCCAUAUCUCCCUCCAGAUAUGAACACGAUAGCAAGUGGAUCUAUGAUCUCAUCCUAUCAAGGAAACCAGAAUAGAACAUCUGGUUCCAACAGUCAAAACUAUGAUUUCGGCAUGAACAAUGGCCCUGGAAGCAAUGAAUACGCAGGCAAUGGGCCCUUGUCGCACCUUAAUGAAAGCGUCAAUUCUUUAGACCCCCUAAACGCAAUGGAAAAAAGUUUAAAUGAACAGAUGCCUCAUACUCCACACACACCUCAUACGCCUGGGUCAGCUCACACUCCUGGAGGAGGUGGCGCUCAUACACCUGGCUCCAGUCACACGCCAGGUCCACCUUCAGUUGGACAUCAUUCUUUGAACGACGUUGAUAUUCCUGCCGACUUAAAUUUUGACCCAGCCGCAGUAAUUGACGGCGAGGGGACUGACAACUUAAACUUGCUACCGGAAACAAGUGUUGAUCCAAUGGAAUUACUUUCAUACUUGGAUGCCCCUGCUCUUGGUGAGCUUCUAGCGACGCCACCUUCAUCAUCAUCGUCAGCGGGCUCGCAUCCACCACGCGCUCCCUCAUCUGAUGACUUAUUAGCGCUGUUUGAAUGAGUGACAAGGAUGUUUCUAGGCCAUUAGAAAUGAAGAUUAAACACCCAUCAGGCCUAUUCUGAAAUAGGCUGGGAUUCAAUCUUUCGUAGAAUCUAGCGGCCUAGUUUGACGCCUAUUUAGCUCCUGUUUAGGAGCUCGACAUUGUGAUAUUAGAUUUUAGUUUCUUCUCCACGAGCGUCGACGUCGAGUGUCGCAAGACGUCUCCAAGUGUUUCUGAUAUAGCAAAGCUAAUAGAAUCUCCCACUUAAAUGGACGUGCUACGUAAAUCUAGCAUAAUGCGACAUUCGACGUUGUCUAGAGCAUCUUGUUGAAACAAUGAUGUUGGAGAAAAAUUUAUAGUUAUAAUAUAUAGAUAAGGUCUGAGGUGUGGCAAAGGCCUCACCGGCCAUAGACACUGCGGUGUUGUGUAUGUAUAGUUCCUCGCGCCACCGCGACAACCGUGGCGCACCUGAGCUCUAAAUAUUCUAAAGAAUAGAAUAAACUAAUUAAAUUAAUUCAUCCUCUUGUUCAAUAUAAUGCUAUAAUUAGAUAUUUUGAGUCUAAUUGUGUAUAGUUUACCAACUGUAAAUAGCGAGAUAUUUUAUUUUAUUUUCCUAGUUCUUUCAAUAGUCAAGAGACCGUAAUGCAAUAUGUAAAUAUAGCUAUGUAGUCAUUUUGUUGCGGAGCUCGCGAGUGGCAGUAUGAAUUUUAUAGUUCCUAAAACUAAAUAUAUGCAAAAGAACUAUAAUGUUCAUGCCCCAAAAAUAAAAAUAUUCCUUAAAUUUUUCAUAUUUCUGCAUUUUUUAAUAUAAGACAUGCUAGGAUUUGUGGGUAUGUAGCUACUCGCUUAUUGGGUGAUAUAUUCUAAAUGAGUUGUUUGAAAUCAGUAUAUAGUGACAACAAGUUGCUGAACUAUAUUGUAAAUGUGAGUGCAAAAACACUGUUAAAUUAUUUUGCGUUAUGUGAAUUGAAGAAUGAUAGAAAUAUAUUUUAAUUUCUAUGUUAAAAGAGUAAUGAACUGUAUUAUUUGUAAAUAUGAUUUAGGUAAGAAUAUUAUAUGAUCUAGUUAUAUAUUUAGAACAUGGCAGAUACUUAUAUGACGGCCAGUUUAGUGUAGUAAAACUAAAUUAAAACAAUCAAUCUACACAUGGUUUUACAUGUACAGAACACCACUAUAUUCAAAUUGCAUAGAAGCAUUCAGAGUACAGAUUGUAGUGGAGAAGAAAAGACCAAAUUAUUAAUUUUUAACAUAACUAUACAAUUAUUUGUAACAAUGAUAUUGAUAUCUCUCUUUAUACAUUCUUGAAAUUUUUUAAUGGUAGUUAACAAUAAAUCGGCAUUACAAAAACUUUACAGACUACAUAUUAUACUUAAAUUAAUUAAUGACCUAAGUAGGUAUUUAAAAACAAAAAUA
Messenger RNA from Colias croceus (clouded yellow), 4335 nucleotides. RefSeq names its product zinc finger MIZ domain-containing protein 1 (gene tna). NCBI's taxonomy places the organism in Eukaryota, Metazoa, Arthropoda, Insecta, Lepidoptera, Pieridae. Gene Ontology annotation, molecular function: SUMO ligase activity; zinc ion binding. Gene Ontology annotation, biological process: regulation of transcription by RNA polymerase II; protein sumoylation. The coding region runs from base 519 to 2942 and encodes 807 amino acids. The record is from RefSeq and is a predicted model, not a curated record. The transcript has 11 exons.